Molecule: messenger RNA, 1693 nt
Organism: Salvia hispanica
Lineage: Eukaryota; Viridiplantae; Streptophyta; Magnoliopsida; Lamiales; Lamiaceae
Product: scopoletin glucosyltransferase-like
Molecular function (GO): UDP-glucosyltransferase activity
Source: RefSeq, a predicted model, not a curated record
AUUAUACUAUUAUGAAUCCAAGAUUAAUCAGUCUCAAGACUCUCUCUUAUCACUACAAAAUAACACAUCCCCACUAUAUUAAUCAUCUUGUACCCUAAAUUCCACUUCUAGUGCAAAAUGAAGCAACUACACAUUGUCCUCAUCCCAACCAUGGCUCACGGCCAUAUGAUCCCCAUGCUUGAUAUGGCUAAGCUUUUCAUCUCAAGAGGCCUCAAAGCCACCAUCAUCGCCACCCCUUCCUUCUCCGCCCCCAUCACCCAAGCCCAACUCUCGGGCUUCGACAUCGGCCUCGCCAUCACCCCAUUCCCUCCACAGGGCUCCUCCUUGCCCCAAAACAUCGUCUCUUUCAACCAAAUCACCGAUCCCGAUUGCACCACCAGCAUCUUCCGGGCCAUGGAGCUGCUGCAGGAGCCCGUCGAGGAAAUCCUGCAAGACCUCCGCCCUGACUGCCUCGUCUCCGACAUGUUCCUGCCGUGGACGGCCGACUCUGCUGCCAAAUUCCGAAUCCCGCGCCUCGCCUUCUACUGCACCAGCUACGUCACGCGGUGCUUGUCAGAGCAAAUCGAGAACAGCAAAGCCUUCAACAACGUGACAGAGGAGACGAUUCUCGUGCCCGGUCUUCCUCACCAGCUCGAGUUUGAAGUAUCGCAGCUUUGUCCGUUUUUCCUUGAAGAAACUGCGAAUGACUUCACUGAAAUGCUGGAGAAAAUGAAUGAGUCUUGGAAGAAGACGUACGGAGAGGUUGUUAAUAGCUUCAACGAGCUCGAGUCCGCUUAUGCCAAUCACUACAAGAAUGUAAUUGGGAGGAAGGCGUGGGAGAUAGGCCCUCUUCCGCUAUGCAACAAGAUUCAGCAGAGAGGAAAGGAAUCCGCCAUCGAUGAGCAUGAGUGCUUGGCUUGGCUCGACUCCAAGAGGCCGAACACCGUCGUCUACGUAUGCGCCGGCGACACCGCCACCUUCAGCAGAGCGCAGCUGCGCGAGACCGCAGCAGGGCUGGAGGCGUCCGGGCAACAUUUCAUCUGGGUAGUGAGGAAAAACGAAGACGACGACGAGGAUUGGGUGGCGCUAGGGUUCGAGGAGAGAGUGAGGAACAGAGGGCUGAUCAUAAGGGGGUGGGCCCCUCAAGUGAUGAUUCUCAGUCAUGCUGCGGUGGGGGCUUUUGUGACGCACUGUGGAUGGAACUCGAUUCUGGAGGGGGUGUGCGCGGGCGUGCCGAUGGUGACGUGGCCGGUGUUAGCGGAUCAUUUUUUCAAUGAGAAGCUGGUGACGGAGGUUUUGGGGACUGGGGUUUCGGUUGGGAAUAAGAGGUAUAUGAUGAGGGAGAGCGAGGGAGUGGAACGGGACGCGGUGGCGAGGGCAGUGGAGGAGGUUAUGGUGGGCGGAGGAGCGGCGGAGAUGAGAAGGAGAGCUCAGAAUUAUAAGGAAAUGGCGAAGAAGGCCGUUCAAGAAGCUGGAUCUUCUUACAAUAGUUUGAAUGCUCUCAUUGAAGAAUUGACAAACUAUGUUGCUCCUACCAUACAAGACACAGAUUAGGACUUUUUUUUAUCUACUUCGCUAUUUUAUUUUGAUUGAAAAUGUAAGUUCAGGUUCCUAGAGCCUGUAGCAGUAACAACUUGGGAUAGCAAGAAAAAUAAUCUGCUACGAGAAUCAAAUGGCUGCUGGGGAGUAUAAUUAAAUUAAUUCACCCAACUAA